GGACUUGACGCAAGCGCACUUGACACAGGAAGACACUAUCCCGCGUUGACUAGCCGGCUAGUUUGCCAGCAAGUUACCAGUGGAUGUUGAGUCGGGCUAAAGUAUAUUCCAACUAUGGCAUCAGUGUCUGACAGCAGAUCUUCACCCCUGUCUCGGGUCCUGUUCCUGAGUGAGACCGGGGAACCCAUGCGUUUCUUCCUGCGGCCGGGUGCCAUCAAAGCCCAGCUGCAGCCAGUCAUUUGUGCUGGUGGGGGCGUGGUCUGCAAGAUGCAGGAGCCAAAUGCUAUUCUCUUGAUGGCCCCAGAGGAAAUGAAUGAAGUCCCAGUCAGCACUGCACUGCAGUAUGUUUCUUCACAGUACAUACUGGACUGUGUGGAGAAGAACGAACAGCUGGAGGUGGAUGACUACAGGUUUAGGAAUGACAGGGUGCAGACUAGGUCUGCCAGGCCCAAGAGGGAGGGGACUGGGCGCAUGGGGUACACUGCGGAGGAAGAUGCUGCCAUUCUGCGCUUUGUUCGGGGUCGCAAGCAAGAGGUGUGCGGGAACUCCCUCUGGAAGCAGAUGGCGAGAGAGGCCAUCACCAGUCACAGCUGGCAGUCCAUGAAGGACCGGUACCGUAAGCACCUUGCAAAGAAGCCACUAGAGGGCGACACAGAGGAAAACCAAAAGGCAGGAGGGAUCGAAGGAUCACCCAUCAGAUUAUUGACUGUACCCUUGCAACAAAAAGAUCCCACACAGUCAUCACGCCAGAUGGACCCUCUUACACCGUCACCCGAGAAAGCGCAACUGCAACCCUCGUCUGAGAAAAAAAACACAAACUGUUCACCUGAGCGGACACACCCACAACCCUCUGCUGAUCCAACCAGCCCUCAACCCUUGCCCAAGAGAGCACGCCUACAAUGCUCACCCAACUCACCCAAAAAAAUGCAACCGCAUCCCUCACCAGGGAGAACUCACUCGCAACUGCCACUUGACCAAACGCAUGCUCAACCCGCAACUGAAAAAAAAAUUCCACCAGCUUUGCCUGAGCAAACUUACCCAGUGCUCUCCCUUGACAGAAUACACCCACAGCUUUCAUCUGGGGCAGGCCAGCCACACUCAUUGGCUGUGGAGGGCAGUUCAGUAGGAAAAGAUGUAGCUGGCCCCAAUGUUACGUCCACAGGGACAAAUGGACAGCUGGUGGUCACAGGGCAAGUGUUGGAAGAGCAAGAACAGAGAAUUACACCCAAAAAGAGGACAUUGGGUGUGCUGGAGAUGGCUAUGAAGGAGUUUGAGGAUUUGGAUGAGAGUGAGGAUGAUACACCGGACAUAGAUUUAAGCAGCACUGCAGGUGCUGAUUGCAGUGGUCUGGAUGAAGAGAUCGUUGCGGCGUCCUCGGCUGAGGUUAUCCAGGAAAAUGAUGACGACGAUGAUGACGAUGACGCCAACAUGGACGACGCCGAGCCUCAGCCUGAGAAGUCCCCGGACAUCCAGCUUGCGCCUCCUGACGAAGAUGGGGGGCCCGAGGUCAGUGGCCCAGCGCCGAAGACCCCCGCAUCUUUGACCUCUGCUCCUGUGACCUCCAAGGUCCACAGGUUCCUCUUUGACCGGGAGUCACAGGAAGAGGAGCCCCCCCAGCCUGCAUGCGACCCCCCGUUCACUCAGGCCCAGCUGGAAGAGGCCAGACAGCAGCUGCGCUACCUGAUGAAGGAGUCCGGACAAGGCCUGGACAACGUUACCAAGGCGCUCCUGAAGAACAGUGGCGAUGUGGAGGCUGCCCUGCAGUACCUCCGCCACGGGCCACAGGGGUACCUGUGGGACCCGCGCGAUGACGGCCUCCUGCGCUCAGGUGGCCCUUCUCUACACAUCCUUGAACAGAAAUACGGAAAGGUGGCUGUGGCCAGGAGGAUUGCUUUCCUUGAGAUCCAGUGAAACAAGAUCAGGGUGACUCAGGGAUUUGGUAAAGCAGAACAGCUGUUUGCAAUAUCAGUUAACUCCUGCUACGUGGCCAAGUUCUAGGGGUGCUGGACGUGGACAGGGCCCUUAAAUUCCUCUUUUGUGUUGUUCUGUUUCUCAUUUUGUCUGGAUUUUUUCGUCUUUUUUUUCAAACCAAGUUGUGUAAAUGAGAACAUGCUUUGUUUAUACAUCUCAUCCCUGCCUGUAUCCCAGGCACUUAAUAUGAAUUUCACCUGUUUGUAAUUAUAACCAUUUUGUUAAAAUGUAACCUGAAAAAUGCACAUAUUUAUAGGUAAUUUAAAGGUUUUAGAAUGUAUAGAAUGUCAUUUUUAUUACUGUAAAAAUAUAUAUUAAUACUAAUUUAACCGCAUUUCUGUAAACCAGUGUUACAGCAGUGUUUUUAAAAAAUGUUUUGCCACUGUAUACAUAUUAAAUAUUAUAGUGUAUUUACAAUAAAAACAAAA
Molecule: messenger RNA, 2399 nt
Organism: Anguilla anguilla (European eel)
Lineage: Eukaryota; Metazoa; Chordata; Actinopteri; Anguilliformes; Anguillidae
Gene: terf2ip
Product: telomeric repeat binding factor 2, interacting protein
Exons: 4
Coding region: 115-1911 (598 amino acids)
Biological process (GO): telomere maintenance via telomere lengthening; regulation of DNA-templated transcription
Cellular component (GO): shelterin complex
Molecular function (GO): telomeric repeat DNA binding
Source: RefSeq, a predicted model, not a curated record